UUAUAUUCCAUUCUCUCCCAAAAGGGUCGUGAACAAAGUGUCAACUGUUAACGACGAUAAGCAAGUUUCCUUGCUAAACCCUCAAUCGCAGAAACCAUCAAAAAAACUUUACAAUAAAUUAUUCCAUUCUCUCGCACGCACCAAUUACACUCCGGCGACCACUGCGAGCCGACAAGAGGAUCAAAUUGAAGGUUAAAGAAUAUGCCUUCCGACCAACAUCAGCCCUUACUCGCUUCCGACGAACAAGAAACUGCUUACGAUCCCACCGAAAAAGUACAUGUCGUUGGAGUAGUCGACGACCAAGACCACUUCGAUGAAUACGGCGAUAAAUCACCACCCUUCUCAUGGCGGAAGCUAUGGCUGUUCACGGGACCUGGAUUCUUGAUGAGCAUAGCGUUUUUGGAUCCGGGUAACUUGGAAGGUGAUCUUCAGGCGGGUGCGAUAGCCGGUUAUUCAUUGCUAUGGUUGCUUUUGUGGGCUACGGCAAUCGGAUUGCUCAUUCAGCUUUUAUCGGCUCGGCUUGGUGUUGUCACUGGGAGGCACCUGGCUGAGCUGUGCAGGGAAGAGUACCCAAAUUGGGCGGGGAAGCUGCUGUGGAUCAUGACUGAGCUCGCACUAAUUGGGGCUGAUAUUCAAGAAGUUAUUGGGAGUGCUAUCGCUCUCAAGAUUUUGACAAUUGGGUUUUUGCCCCUUUGGGCUGGUGUUCUCAUCACUGCCUUCGAUUGCUUCAUCUUCUUAUUUCUUGAAAACUAUGGCGUAAGGAAGCUAGAAGCACUUUUUGCAGUCCUCAUUGCAGUCAUGGCAAUCUCAUUUGCAUGGAUGUUUGGUGAAACUAAGCCCAACAUGAAGGAGCUUCUUGUUGGUAUUGUGGUUCCACAGCUCAACUCAAAAACAAUCCAACAAGCAGUAGGAGUUGUCGGCUGCAUUAUAAUGCCACACAAUGUCUUCCUACAUUCAGCACUUGUACAAUCCCGAGAAAUCGAUCCGCGAAAAACGGGUCGGGUCAGAGAAGCAAUCAAAUACUACUCAAUAGAAUCCGCCAUAGCACUUGCAAUCUCUUUCAUCAUCAACCUCUUUGUAACAACCGUAUUUGCAAAGGCAUUCUUUGGAACUGCAAUUGCUGACACAAUUGGUCUUGGAAAUGCUGGGCAGUUUCUAGAAGAUAAAUUUGGUGGUGGAGUGGUCCCCAUUUUGUAUAUUUGGGCAGUUGGGUUGUUGGCAGCCGGGCAGAGUAGUACAAUCACGGGCACGUAUGCCGGGCAGUUUAUUAUGGGCGGGUUUCUUGAUUUGAGAUUGAAGAAAUGGGCAAGGGCUUUGAUUACAAGAAGUUGUGCUAUAGUUCCUACUUUGAUAGUUGCUUUGAUUUUUGAUAGUUCUGAAGACACUUUGGAUAGUCUUAAUGAAUGGCUGAAUGUGCUUCAGUCUGUUCAGAUUCCAUUUGCUCUUAUUCCCCUUUUGUGUUUGGUGGCUAAAGAUGAUCUCAUGGGUGUUUUCAAGAUUGGCCCUUUUCUAAAGACAAUCUCAUGGCUUGUGGCUGCUUUAGUGAUAGCAAUAAACGGGUAUUUAUUGCAACAAUUUAUUGCUGAAGAAGUGAGUGGAGUGGUGCUUACUUCUAUAGUCAUAAUAUUCACUGCAGCAUAUGUUGCAUUUGUUGUGUACCUUAUCUGGCGAAGCAUUACUGUUUCUACAUUCGGUUUCUUGAAGCCAAAUAGUCAAGUAAUUUAGAGCUUUACACGAAGGUAUAUAUAUGUAUUAUUUUUGGGUUAUUUUAUUGACAUAAUGUUAGGUCUAGCAAAGAAAAAAAGGUCAGAUAUGACAUUGUUAUGUUGAAGCAAACUAGCAAUGUAGUAAACUGUCAUUGUUGGUUACCUUUUUUAAAGGCUGAUUAUGUUGCCUGUAAUGUAUG
This is a messenger RNA of Lactuca virosa, 1906 nucleotides long. The record is from the annotation of a GenBank genome assembly. Lineage: Eukaryota; Viridiplantae; Streptophyta; Magnoliopsida; Asterales; Asteraceae.